Messenger RNA from Punctularia strigosozonata HHB-11173 SS5, 510 nucleotides. RefSeq lists its product as uncharacterized. The coding region runs from base 1 to 510 and encodes 169 amino acids. The record is from RefSeq and is a predicted model, not a curated record. Lineage: Eukaryota; Fungi; Basidiomycota; Agaricomycetes; Corticiales; Punctulariaceae. The transcript is spliced from 5 exons.
AUGAGCUCCGUACAGGACAGCGCUGAUUCUUUUGACUUCUCUCGCUAUCAGUCCCCUCGUCCCGAAACCCCCGAGCCGGACUCGCGUCAGGGACGUCGCAAUGCGCAAGACGUGCAAUUGCUAGAUGAAGAUGGAGCGAUCUCCGAACAGCUUGAACAGUGUCUCAAACACAUUUUCGCGAAAUACUGCACCCCGCCCUGUCCGUUCGCUAACGACAGCCACCGGGAUUCAAUUCUCCUUACGCCACCUGAUGGCGCAGUGCUCAAUCGGGAAGGCUUAGAUGCAUGGGCACGGGAUACAAACGGACAACCGUUUUCUCAGGAGACAAUAGACGAACUGACGGAAUUUCUUGAUGUAACUGACGACGGACAACUCACGUAUAAGGGUUUUCUGCAAAUAUAUCAAUUGCAGACCGAAAAUGACGAAGAGGAGACGUGGCGAGAUCUAUCGAGUCACGGAUUCGACCGCCGACUGCGACUAGUCGCCACGCGGCGUGAGGAUAUGGAGUAA